CGUGCGCGGCACAGCUCGCCUUGUCCGCGCCCCUCGCCCGCCCGCCACCCUCACUCGCCCGCCCCGCCCUCCCCGCGCCCCGCCCCGCCUGCGGCCACACCAAGGUCCCCUCUCCUCUCCGUCACCGUCCCGCGGGGCCCCCAUUGCGUGCAGAUUAACCAUGGGACGCAGGCCGAUCGUUGGUGGCAACUGGAAGUGCAACCCAGCUGAGAUCUCGAAGCUCGACGGUCUGGUUGCCAACAUCAACGCGUGCGAUACGUCGGGCUGCGACGUGUACGUCUGCCCGUCGCCGCUGCACGUCGGGCUCGUCUACAACAAGUUCACCAACGGCGCCUGCGUGGCGCCGCAGAACUGCAACUUCAAGGGCUGCGGUGCGUACACUGGUGAGAUGGCCGUGGACCAGAUGGUCGACAUGGGCAUGAAGUGGUGCCUCAUCGGCCACUCCGAGCGCCGCGGCGAGUUCGGCCUGCCGACGCCCGUCGAGAGCAGCGAGCUGCUCGCCACCAAGUGCAAGUACAUCCUCGAGAAGGGCAUGAAGUGCAUCUACGCCAUCGGCGAGCCGCUGCCCAUCCGUGAGCAGGGCAUCGACGCGGUGCUCGCCUACUGCGUGGAGCAGCUCACGCCGUUCAAAGACAUCCUCGAUCCCGAGACGGUGGUCCUCGCCUACGAGCCCGUCUGGUCGAUCGGCACCGGCGUGACGGCGACGCCGGAGCAGGCGCAGGAGACGCACGCGGCCAUCCGCAAGUGGAUCUCGGAGAACGUGAGCCCGAAGUGCGCCGAGGGCAUCCGCAUCCAGUACGGCGGCUCGGCCAACGCCAAGAACGCCCCCGAGCUCUCCGCCUGCGCCGACGUCGACGGCUUCCUCGUCGGCGGCGCCUCGCUCAAGCCCGAGUUUGCCGAGAUCGUCGCGGCCAUCGCCCAGGCCAAGAAGGCCUGACUCGUCGCGGACGGGAGGCGCUCCCGACUGUGAGUGGCGCAGCCACUGCGCCCACGUAGUGCCAUGGACACGGCGUGAGGCGGAAGGGCAGCGGCGCGGCGUCCACCCGUGCCGUGCGUGUGGUGUUGGAAAGGGAUGAUCUCGGAACACGGCGCGAUCGCUCUCUCGUCGGUGUGUGGAUAGCGCGUGCGCACCCGCAGCGAUGGCAACAUGGGCGGAAGGUGGGUCUUGUCCGACGCGUCAACGAUUAGGACGUGGAUGUGUGGGGAGGUGACCGGUCCCGCUAUGGAUAUGUAAGAGCCACUAAUGCAAUUGUUGGCCACCUUAUGCACAUCCAUGGCCACGGUUCGUAGGACGUCGCUGAGACGUCGUGUAUUUUGGUGCCGUGUCAAGCCGGGUGGCGGCUCAGUGAGUGA
Emiliania huxleyi CCMP1516 is the source of this 1353-nucleotide messenger RNA. RefSeq names its product triose-phosphate isomerase. The record is from RefSeq and is a predicted model, not a curated record. Gene Ontology annotation, cellular component: cytosol. Gene Ontology annotation, molecular function: triose-phosphate isomerase activity. The coding region runs from base 161 to 937 and encodes 258 amino acids. Lineage: Eukaryota; Haptophyta; Isochrysidales; Noelaerhabdaceae. The transcript has a single exon. Gene Ontology annotation, biological process: glyceraldehyde-3-phosphate biosynthetic process; glycolytic process; glycerol catabolic process.